AUGACGCUACAGUUAAAGGCACUCAACAGAACGACAACGAACAAGUCUCGUUGCCCAGGCCUCGUCUUUCGUCCGGGCGCGCCCUCUGGAACAGACAACGGCAAACCUCACAUUUGCUGCUAUAUCAAAGACAAUUUAGACUUAGUCGAUCGCCUUCCAGCUUUGUCUCGUGUGGAUCUCGGAUACCUCGACAUGUUCAUACAAGUGUAUCCCCAUCCAUCCGACGAUUUCUUCGCCGACCCCCCGCUCGACGAGUCCAGCGACAGUGCACCGGAAGGAUGGGAGUUCAUGGCUGCUUACGGUGAUAAAGACCAGAAGAAACUUAGACGCAGGGCUCACGGUCAGCACAUAUCUCUCGUCCACGAAGUACUCGCUCGGCAACACCGACGAUGUCUAUACACCGCUAUUCUAUGUGGCCAUAACAUACGUCUCUUGCGAUGGGAACGCGGUGGAUGCGUAGUCACCCAGUCACUUGAUAUCUCAACCGCUGCAGAGGGCUUCUGUACUUUCUUAUGGCACUUCUCACAUGCAUCACCGGCGAGGCGAGGCUUCGACACGUCCGUGGGAUGGGCCUCUCAAGAAGCGGAAACGGUAUUCCGAACAGCGAUCACUGAUCACGUUGCUGCCCAGCUUCAAGUCGAGGGCGAAGACUUGGUCAAGGCGGUCUCGGAGCAUUACGAGCCUGGGAAUGUCAAGAUUCUUACAGUUCUAGGGUAUCGCCUCCCCUCCUUACCGGUCAACAUUCACAAUUACAUCGUGUCGAGGCCCGUUAUCACUCCAACACAUCUGCGUACCAGAGGCACUAGAGGAUACUGGGCUAUUGAUGUGGACACCCUCGAUGUUGUCUUCGUCAAGGAUACAUGGUGGUUCCACGGCAACGACGGACCGGAAGGCAAUCUCAUCGAACGUCUCAAUAGGGCUGGUGUGGACUUUGUGCCCUCGUUCGUCUGGCAUGGUGUUGUCCCCACUACCUCAACCGAGGAUGGACGCAUUUACGAAGGUGAGCACUCCGGCCCCCGACGCGUGUCGUUGUCCCGGCAAGUACACUAUCGACUGGUGGUCGGCACUGUCGGUUAUGGAAUCCAGCGGUUUAGUGGAACGUCGGAGUUGUUGCACGCAACUUACGAUGUCUUCCAUGCGAUGAUACAGGCUUUGGCGAAGGUCUCUAUGCUACAUCGAGAUAUCAGCGUCGGGAACAUCAUCAUCGUCCGAGAGAACGCGCAACCCCUGAGAAGAGGUUAUCUCAUCGACUGGGAUGCUUCGCUACCAGCCGAUGAAGAAGGCAAUGUCAAAUGGCUAAUCAAUGUCGCUUUUCGUUUCAAGGGGACCUAUAUGUUUGCCUCUCGCCAGCUUGCCGCCAUUGGAGACAGUUCGCAUUCUAGGUUGCAAGACGACAUGGAAUCUCUGCUAUACGUGAUCCUGUACUGCGCCUUCCUCUGGCUUCCUCACACCGCACCCGAGGAGAGGCUGAAGACCUCUGUAUACAUGAUGUUCGAGCGCGAUUGUGCCGAACGUGGGAUUGCCAACGGUGCUGCCAAGCUCAGCAACGCCGUCAGCCGUAUACACACAUCGGGCUUUGACUGGCCGCCUCUAUUUCGGGAGUGGUUGGACGAGGCAUUGGGGUACAACGGGCCGCAACAUCAAGAGCGAUACCAAGACAAAUGGGAUGAUCCAGUCCACUUGGACACCUAUUGGGGCAAUUUCUUGAAGAGUCACGAAAGCGACUUGCCUGUCGACGAUCGCACAGAGCACGAUAAUUCCCGAGUUGCUGGAGUAGAGGAUCCUUCUCGGAAGCGUCCACGAGAAUCCCCAUCCUCUUCCAGAGAAGGCUCUGCGCCUCCUCCGAAAGACCAAGCUCUCCGGAUCUCACCUGCGCCUCCACCACCUGAGGACGACGGCCCCGCGGGUGACGCAACUGAGAAUAUCGACCCACCUCUCGCAAUUCCCGCUGAUACUUCUAAGCCCAUACGUCGUAGUAUCAGAUUACUGAACAAACUUCGUAUGGCCACGAACUCAGUCGGAGAAGCAGCUACCCUCGUUCGCAACAAUUCAGGUCGGCCGCAGCGCAGGGGGGAGGUUUUAGGCGUAAUCCGACGCGUGGUGCAACACAAUAGCGGCGUUCUCUCUUGUUCUAGUGUCCUCAUCUGUAUACGAUCGUCUAGCAACACCCGCAUCAUCGAAUGA
Messenger RNA from Epithele typhae, 2184 nucleotides. RefSeq lists its product as uncharacterized. The transcript has 4 exons. The record is from RefSeq and is a predicted model, not a curated record. Lineage: Eukaryota; Fungi; Basidiomycota; Agaricomycetes; Polyporales; Epitheliaceae. Bases 1 to 2184 code for a protein of 727 amino acids.